Molecule: messenger RNA, 3427 nt
Organism: Phragmites australis (common reed)
Lineage: Eukaryota; Viridiplantae; Streptophyta; Magnoliopsida; Poales; Poaceae
Product: suppressor of RPS4-RLD 1-like
Exons: 23
Coding region: 124-3165 (1013 amino acids)
Biological process (GO): negative regulation of DNA-templated transcription
Molecular function (GO): protein binding
Source: RefSeq, a predicted model, not a curated record
AACUGAGAAAGCGAGGCCCCAACGCGUAAAACAAGUCAAGCGGCCCUGAAUCCAACCUCCCCCCUCCACCUCUCGUUGCGUUCCUUCCCUCACCGCUCCGGCGGCCCGAUCGCCGCCGCCGCCAUGGGCUCCGACCGCGCGGAGCUAGCGAGACUCAGCAGCGGCCGCAACUGGUCCAAGGCCAUCCGCCUCCUCGACGCCAUCCUCGCGCGAUCCCCCUCCUCCAUCCACGACCUCUGCAACAGGGCCUUCUGCUACUCCAAGCUCGAGCUCCACAAGCACGUCGUCAAGGACUGCGACCGCGCGCUGCAGCUCGACCCCGCACUGCUCCAGGCAUACGUCCUCAAAGGCAAGGCACUGUCUGCAUUAGGGAAAAAAGAGGAUGCUUUGGUUGUUUGGAAGCAAGGAUAUGAAAUUGCUGUCCGUGACACGAUGGACCUGAAACAGUUGCUUGAGUUGGAAGAAUUAGUUUCUUCUGUUAAAAUUUUUGAGUCAACUGAGUCUUCAGACCAUGUCAUGGAUGCAUCGCCGUGUGAUACCAAAGUUGUUAUCUCAGAAGAUCGUGUUGUUGACACGUCGUUCACUGCAGCUACAACGGCUGAUACGAAAACUGUUGUCUGUGAAGAGGCCAUUGGUAAUUCCAAAGUUUGUUCAAAUGGUGAUACAAAGCUGAUGAAUAAUAAUAAUAAUAAGGUGGACAAUAAUAAAGGUUUGAGCAGUCCAGUCAAAGACACCACAGGGGCUCAAGCUCCCAAGAAAGCUCCAAAGCUAUAUAAGAAAAACAAAGGAAAAGCUACAAAAGAUAUAAAUGGCCGAGCUGAAGGUGGGGCGGAGAGAAGAAGUUCUGGUGAAAGUGAAACCAUAGCACUAGAUCAAACACUAUUUGCUACAAAAAUAUCAAAGUCAUCAAAAUCAAUAAGCUUGGAUUUCCGGCUUUCCAGAGGCAUUGCACAGGUAAACGAAGGAAGCUAUGACCAAGCAAUAUCCAUUUUUGAUCAGAUAUUGCGAGAAACUCCAACAUAUCCUGAGGCACUGAUUGGAAGGGGCACAGCUUAUGCGUUUCAAAGAGAAUUGGAUUCUGCUAUUUCUGACUUCACCCAGGCUAUACAAUCUAACCCAUCAGCUGGGGAGGCAUGGAAGCGACGGGGACAAGCCCGCGCUGCUUUAGGAGAGUUCAAUGAGGCCAUUGAGGACUUGACUAAAGCAUUGGAAUUUGAACCAAAUUCUCCUGAUAUUUUACACGAAAGAGGAAUUGUGAACUUCAAAUUCAAGGACUACAACUCUGCACUCGAAGAUCUCUCAACAUGUGUGAAGCGUGACAAGAAGAAUAGCUCUGCACACACUUAUUUAGGUCUUACUCUUUCUGCACUUGGAGAGUACAAACAUGCUGAAGAUGAGCAUCUCAUUGGUAUAAAGUAUGACGAGAGUUUCCUUGAUUGUUGGGCUCACCUUGCUCAGCUUUAUCUUGAUUUGGCUUAUCCAGAGAAGUUGUUGAAUUGCCUUGAGAAAGCUAUUCAAAUUGAUUCGAGGUUUGCAAAAGCAUACCAUCUACGUGGAAUUCUCUACCAUGGAAUGGGUCGACAUAGGAGCGCUAUUAAAGAAUUAUCAGUUGCUUUGACAUAUGAGGGUUCAAGCAUAGAGUGCUUAUACUUGCGCGCCUCGUGCCAUCAUGCAAUUGGAGAAUAUAAAGCAGCGAUAAAAGAUUAUGAUGAUGUACUCGAUUUGGAACUUGAUUCCAUGGAUAAAUUUGUGUUGCAAUGUUUAGCCUUCUAUCAGAAGGAAAUGGCUUUGUAUAUCGCUUCAAAGGCUAAUUUAGAGUUCUCUCAGUUCAACAUUGACGAUGAUGUUGACCCACUAUUCAAGGAAUACUGGUGCAAACGACUUCAUCCCAAAAAUGUGGCUGAGAAGGUUUAUCGCCAACCACCAUUGCGGAUCUCUUUGAGAAGUGGGCGCCUUAGCAAGCAAGACUUCAAAUUCACAAAACAUCAAACAACUCUUCUUCUAGCUGCAGAUUCAAUCGGGAAGAAGAUUCAAUACAAUUGUCGUGGCUUCUUACCAAAUCAACGUCAGUACCGCAUGGCCGGGUUGGCCGCUAUUGAGAUUGCUCAGAAAGUCUCCAAGGCUUGGCGCUUUCUAAGGAAUCCAAAGAACAUUGCAAAGUUAGUUAGAAGGGAUAAGCUUAACAUGAGCCAGAACAGGGGAGGUUAUUGUAGCACCAGCACUUUGUCUGGAUCUCCACCGUCCAGUCCAAAUGAAGACAGGGUCUCCUCUGGGAUAUCUCUGUCCUGGCAGGAUGUCUAUAACAUUGCUGUUAAGUGGAGACAGAUUUCUGAACCUUGUGAUCCAGUUGUUUGGGUCAAUAAGCUAAGUGAAGAGUUCAAUUCUGGAUUUGGUUCUCAUACCCCAAUGCUUCUUGGUCAAGCAAAAGUUGUUCGCUACUAUCCGUAUUACCAAAGAGUUUUGGAAGCUGCGAAGACCAUAAUGCUUGACUUGAAGUAUGUCAAUAAUGCAGAGGACCGUGCAAUCUUUCUUACGGAUAUUGAAAAGUUGAAAAAGAUAGAAGUUGCAUCAUCAUGCUCAGAUUUGUACCAUAUAGUUGGCGAGACCUAUUGGGUCGCUACAAGAUGUGACAGCAUGGCGCUUCAGGGGAGGCGUCUUGAAGGGACAAGAAUUACCACUCAAAAUAUGGGCAAGACAGGAUUUGACUUUGCAAUACGAACACCUUGUACACCAUCUAGAUGGGAGGAGUAUGACGAAGAAAUGACUGCAGCCUGGGAGGCCAUUUGUGAAGCAUAUUGUAAUGACACAAACCCCACACGUGACCCUGGUACGCUCGAUGCUGUGAAGGACGCGAUACUGCGAAUGACAUAUUACUGGUACAAUUUCAUGCCUCUUUCAAGAGGCUCAGCUGUUGUUGGUUACGUGGUGUUGCUCGGUUUAUUUCUGGCUGCAAACAUGGAUGUUACUGCCAGCAUUCCACCAGAUGUCCAAGUUGAUUGGGAGGCGAUUCUGACUCCGGAUCCUGACGCAUUUGUUGACGCCGUCAAGCCCUGGCUGUACCCAUCCAUAAAAAUAAGCAGGAGCUUGAAAGAUUACACUGAUGUCAGCUGCGCGUUCAGUACAACAGGAUCAGUUGUAGCAGCCCUAACUUCUGUUGACCCAUAGGUUGAGAAUGAUUCGAGCACAUCUUAUAGGUUGGUUCGGUGGUUAGCUUGUUUGUUUCACCAUACCCCAGCUUUGCCUGUAUUGUCUUGCAGUUUGCUUCAAUUUGUGUGCUUCAGAGUUGUAUACAAGUGUGCUGUAAUGUUGUAACUUAAACGAUAAGCUUGCUGUAAUGUUGUAACUUAAACGAUAAGCUUAUUCAUUUCAUUAGAACAAGGUCUUUGUAAUAAGCACCAAUAAUGCAUGUAACGUUUGCACAAAGAAA